CCCGAAACAACGCAUCAUGUCGACAACUAUCGCUCGUUCAGAAUAAUAUUUAUUAUUGAUAUAUUGAAUAUAACUAUUUGAUUAGUUUUUAUUUAUGUGUAUAAGCUAAUUUAUUUAACAGAAAGUGUACACGACUUAUUAAACGCAAAACAUCAUUUAGUACUAAAGACGAUUAAAAUUUCCAUAUAAAUAGAGGAAGUACUACAAACGAUGUUUGUAGUUUGAAAUUUAGUGAGGGCGCUUCAUUUCGUCGAGGUUUUCUUAUAACAAUUAUAUUAAAAUAUAGCAAGAAAAAUGUAAUGUCUUGACUAUAUAAUAACUUUUGCGAUUAUUUAUCGACACUCAACAAUUACAAUUCAUCCAUUGGGACAUCGGUGGGCGGAAACCACAUUGUUUCUAAAGUGACGUCAGCUUUGUGUCCUCAUAGGAAGUUUUAAUCAGUAGAAGUUGUAUCUGUGUCUGUUUUUCUCCCACUGAGUUCGAGCGAAACGAUGUCGUCAGAAAAAUCAGAAACGCAAGAAAAACUUAAAACUUACACAUUAGAAGAAAUAGCUAAACAUAACGACAAAAAUUCUACUUGGCUGCUCAUUCAUAACAAAGUAUUUGAAGUUACCAAAUUUUUAGAAGAGCAUCCAGGAGGAGAAGAGGUUUUAUUAGAACAAGCAGGAAAAAAUGCCACUGAAGCUUUUGAAGAUGUUGGCCAUUCCACAGAUGCAAGAGAACUCAUGAAACAAUAUAUGAUUGGAGAAUUAUGUGAGGAAGAUAAGAAAAUAACUGGUGAUAUAGAGGAGAAAAUUCAUUGGCCUUCAAGUUCCGAAGACGAAAGUUCUUGGAAAAAUUGGAUCAUUCCCAUUGUCGUCGCUGGAGUUGCCUCAAUAUUAUAUCGUCUUUAUCUCAGUUAUCACAGCUCUCUAUAAAAAAUGGAUUAGUCAUUUCUAUUUUGUAAGGGACCCACGGUUGUUCGAUUCAAUUAAAUCAACAUUACAUACCUUCUAAUAACAAAUAUCAUUUAUCUAUUAUAUCGAAUUUAUAACAAUUAUAUAUAUCAUGUAUACUUUUAUUACUCAUUUCCUUGAUUUAUAUAGAUAAUUGUUAAGUUUUAUAUUAAAAAUUCCAGAUUUAAAUAAUGCAAAAAAAAAAGUUUUAAGGAAUGCUUAGUCUCAAACAAUUGUUUGGCUCUCUGCAAAUCAU
This is a messenger RNA of Centruroides sculpturatus (bark scorpion), 1191 nucleotides long. RefSeq names its product cytochrome b5-like. The record is from RefSeq and is a predicted model, not a curated record. The coding region runs from base 492 to 917 and encodes 141 amino acids. The transcript has 6 exons. Gene Ontology annotation, cellular component: intracellular membrane-bounded organelle; membrane. NCBI's taxonomy places the organism in Eukaryota, Metazoa, Arthropoda, Arachnida, Scorpiones, Buthidae. Gene Ontology annotation, molecular function: heme binding.